AUGAACCAAAACCCCGAGUCUACGGACUGCCAGGCGGACGGUCUCCCUGAGGUCCAACCCAUCGAAAUGCCCUCCAUCGUGAAACUCGACCAGGACGGCUCCUUCAGGACCUGGGCAGAGAGCGUCCAUCGUGAGCUAGUCUCUCUCCAGGCUGAUCGUGUUGUUGACACCAAAAUUCCUCGGCCGGCCGAGGAUGAUGCACGAUACACUAGGUGGAGGGAAUGGUCUAUCACAAUACGAUCAUGGUUGUUCGCACAGCUGACCAAUGACAUGAUGGACUAUGUCCUGGUCUUUUACAGACAGCAGGUUGAAAAGGGCGCAAUUCCGCGAUACGCUGAUGAAGUAUUCCACUUGAUCGAACGUGCCUCGAAUGCACUCACUGGAGAGGCCCCUGCCGCUAUCUCAAGCUUCUGGGAAGCCCGACGCAACCAAUUCCCCACCGUCAAGGACUACAUCAUUGCUUGGAGGGCCGCGGUCGAAGACCUUCACGAAAACGAUCAGGCGAUCUCCCCAUACAUGGCCACCCAGAUCAUGUUCUCGGAAUUGAAGAGUGACAUGCCGUUGCUCAUCAAAACCCUUGUGAAGAAGGGCCGGGGACGUGAGCCAUCCAUGAAAUUCCAUGAAUUCUUGAGCAUCGGUGACCUCUUGAUUUCUUCUUCAAUGUAA
Molecule: messenger RNA, 666 nt
Organism: Penicillium argentinense
Lineage: Eukaryota; Fungi; Ascomycota; Eurotiomycetes; Eurotiales; Aspergillaceae
Exons: 1
Coding region: 1-666 (221 amino acids)
Source: RefSeq, a predicted model, not a curated record